AUGGAGAACUUCUUGUGGACAGUGGGAGUGACAUCGGGGCCUGAGCUUGGAUAUUGGAGGAGAAUGGUUUCAACUGUUACUGCGUUAGUUACAGUAAUUGAUGACACAUAUGACUUCUACGGCACCAUUCAUGAACUGGAGCUCUUUACAGAUGCUGUUCGAAGGUGGGAUGUAAAUGGAAUAGAUCAUCUACCAGAUCUUCACAACACAAUGAGUCAGAUUGCCUUUGAUGUGUUUAAGAAACAGGGGAUCCACAUCAUCAAGUUCCUCAAAAAUAUGAUAGGCCUUUGUAAAGCUUAUUUGCAAGAGGCAAAGUGGUAUUACAGCGGGUACAAGCCAAGCUUGAACGAAUAUAUUGAAAACGCAUGUAUUUCCAUAGCAACACCUCUUAUACUGGUUCAUGCUUUUGCCACAGCCACCAAUCCCAUAACAGAAAAGGCCAUGAAAUCCCUGGAUGACUACCCAGAGUUAAUUAGUUAA
Molecule: messenger RNA, 480 nt
Organism: Ziziphus jujuba (common jujube)
Lineage: Eukaryota; Viridiplantae; Streptophyta; Magnoliopsida; Rosales; Rhamnaceae
Product: terpene synthase 10-like
Exons: 3
Coding region: 1-480 (159 amino acids)
Molecular function (GO): terpene synthase activity; magnesium ion binding
Source: RefSeq, a predicted model, not a curated record